AUGUCCCAAAACGUUCUUCAGACUCUUGCCCUUGUUCUUCUGUCGCUACUGCUGGUGUCGGCAGAGCACACACUCAUGCAAACCCGUACGAACCGAAUUGUGUCGCGAGGAACUGAACCGUCUGUGAAUGCGCCGUACUUUUUAUUUUCGGUCUGCGAGGCGGAGAUUCAACAGUUUUGCCCAUCGCAGAAGGAAGCCCCGCUGAAGUGUCUUCUACAUCACUUCAGCGCAGCCCGACAGAACCCCCGCGGCGGUGGGGCCGCGCAGGGACGCCCCCAUCUCCUCCACGCCUACACCCAGCAGCCCCAACAGACCCUGCAGCCCACACAGCGACCGCAGGAGGAACCAGCGGAGACGCAGCCCCGGCGGCCCAUUCACUUUGGCAAAGAGUGCAGCAGUUGGCUCAGAGCACGGGAGGUGUGCGUCACGUACGUCCGAAGAUCAGGGCGGUGUCGUGCGUCUGAAACCGCGCGCGAAUGUCUGCGGAGGGUGCCAGCAAGUCUGCUCCCGCCAGGAUGUCGCAACACAGACUACCACCGCAGUGUCAUGCUCUACGGUGAAAUGAAGCGGCAGAAGAGAACGUAG
Messenger RNA from Trypanosoma theileri, 585 nucleotides. RefSeq lists its product as uncharacterized. The record is from RefSeq and is a predicted model, not a curated record. NCBI's taxonomy places the organism in Eukaryota, Euglenozoa, Kinetoplastea, Trypanosomatida, Trypanosomatidae. The transcript has a single exon. Bases 1 to 585 code for a protein of 194 amino acids.